AUGUCUCCCUUUGUCCCAGACAUCGACUCUCCUGUCCUUUCACAGUUCUCGCUCCAGGGCAAGACGGUAGCAGUUACUGGUGGCUCAGGCGGCAUAGGUACGGAGAUCGUUCGCGGUAUGGCAGAGGCGGGCGCGAACGUCGCAAUCAUCUAUCAUAGCUCGGUCGAAGCAACAUCCAUUGCGGCCUCGUUCAGCGACAUGUACAAUGUCAGAGUACAGGCAUACAAGUCGGACGUCCGAUCUGCGAAGCCCAUUGCAGACACAAUCAACCAGAUCGAACAAGAUUUCGGCCAUUUAGACGUCGUCAUAGCCAAUGCAGGUGUCUGCUCGAGAUUCGAUGCGUUGGACUACGAUACUGAGAGCUGGAAUGCCAUCAACAGCGUCAACUACGACGGAGUGUUUUGGACAGCAAAAGCAGCGGGCGAGAUAUUCAAGAAGCAAGGAAAGGGAAACCUGGUCAUCACCGCAUCGGUAUCUGCUACGCUGGUCAAUGUACCACAAUGGCAGGCUGCGUACAACGCGUCGAAAGCUGCUGCAAUGCAUCUUUGCAAGUGUUUGGCGGUGGAGUGGGCACCUUUCGCAAGAGUCAACUCGGUCUCACCUGGAUACAUCAACACUUUGAUGGUUUCGAAACAGCCUGCCGAGCUCAUGGAGAAAUGGCUCUCGAUGGUUCCUUGUGGUCGAAUCGCUCAGCCUGCAGAGUUGAAGUCGCUCUAUGUUUUCCUCGCCAGUGACGCGUGCUGUUACAUGACUGGAUCGAACAUUAUCGUAGACGGAGGUUAUACGUGUAUAUAG
Messenger RNA from Aureobasidium pullulans EXF-150, 795 nucleotides. Its product is annotated as oxidoreductase. Gene Ontology annotation, cellular component: intracellular anatomical structure. Lineage: Eukaryota; Fungi; Ascomycota; Dothideomycetes; Dothideales; Saccotheciaceae. The record is from RefSeq and is a predicted model, not a curated record. Bases 1 to 795 code for a protein of 264 amino acids. The transcript is spliced from 2 exons. Gene Ontology annotation, molecular function: oxidoreductase activity, acting on NAD(P)H, oxygen as acceptor.